Messenger RNA from Verticillium alfalfae VaMs.102, 1248 nucleotides. RefSeq names its product dolichyl pyrophosphate Glc1Man9GlcNAc2 alpha-1,3-glucosyltransferase. Gene Ontology annotation, biological process: protein N-linked glycosylation. Gene Ontology annotation, cellular component: endoplasmic reticulum membrane. The transcript is spliced from 4 exons. The record is from RefSeq and is a predicted model, not a curated record. NCBI's taxonomy places the organism in Eukaryota, Fungi, Ascomycota, Sordariomycetes, Glomerellales, Plectosphaerellaceae. Gene Ontology annotation, molecular function: dolichyl pyrophosphate Glc1Man9GlcNAc2 alpha-1,3-glucosyltransferase activity. The coding region runs from base 1 to 1248 and encodes 415 amino acids.
AUGGCCGACCACUUCCCGACCAUCACGCAAUGCGCCCUCGUCGCGGCCGCGUUCAAGGUGCUGCUCUUCCCAGCAUACAAAUCGACCGACUUUGAGGUGCACCGCAAUUGGCUAGCCAUCACAGAGAGCCUGCCCAUCUCGCAGUGGUACCUCGAGAAGACGUCAGAAUGGACCCUCGACUACCCCCCCUUUUUCGCCUACUUCGAAUGGGCCCUGUCGCAGGUCGCCAAGCUCGUCGAUCCGUCCAUGACCAAGCUGUACAACCUUGAGUAUGACAGCUGGCAGACGAUAUACUUUCAGAGGUGGAGCGUCAUCAUUUCGGAGAUUGUUCUCGUCUUUGCGCUGCACAUGUUCAUCGACUCGGCGAGCCCCUCGAACCGGCGCGCUACCCAGACGGCUGCCCUCUCGAUUCUUCUGUCGCCCGGCCUGCUCAUCAUUGAUCACAUUCACUUCCAAUACAAUGGCUGCAUGUACGGCAUCCUCAUCAUCUCGCUCGUCCUGGCCCGCAGCAAAUCGACCCUGCUCUCCAGCGGUCUCGUCUUUGCUGCGCUGCUAUGCAUGAAGCACAUUUACCUGUAUCUGGCGCCUGCCUAUUUCGUCUUCCUGCUGCGCGCCUACUGCUUGUCGCCUAGAUCCAUCUACACCAUCAGGUUCUUCAACUGCGUCAAGCUUGGUCUUGGCAUUGGCGCCAUUUUCGGCGCCGCCUUCGGUCCCUUUGUGUACUUGCAGCAGAUUCCCCAGCUGCUCAGCCGGCUGUUUCCUUUCUCACGUGGGCUGUGCCAUGCCUACUGGGCCCCCAACAUCUGGGCGCUCUACUCGUUCGCCGACAGGGCUCUUAGGCGCCCGACGUGGGGAGAACUUAGUGGGCGCAGUGACACUCUGAAGAUAAAAAGACAAAAAUAUUCGGCUGGCACGUCCACGAAAAGGCCGACCCUGCUCAUCAUCAUCCCCUUUAGCCUCAUUGCGCUGCAGGACCGUCGAUACAUCGGCGCAUUCCGCCCGCUUGCCGUCGCGGGCCAUGUCUCUCUGUUCCCGUUGCUGUUCACGCCGGCCGAGUUUCCGAUCAAGACGGUGUACACCAUUUUCUGGCUGAUCCUCUUCCUCAUGGUGUUUGACCGACUGGCGCCGCCCUCGCGAAAGGCGAGGUUCUUCCUGCUCGAUCGCUUCAGCACGCUGUAUAUUGCCGUCAGCAUCCCGCUGAUUGUGUACUGCUCCCUUGUGCACCAAGUCGUGUUCGGCAAGCGCUAA